Molecule: messenger RNA, 1231 nt
Organism: Entrophospora candida
Lineage: Eukaryota; Fungi; Glomeromycota; Glomeromycetes; Entrophosporales; Entrophosporaceae
Source: the annotation of a GenBank genome assembly
UUUACAGACAAGAAACAUCCAAACAAAAAUAGAAAAUAUAGAUCCUUCUACAAUUGUUUUUGUGGAGGAUAAAGAUAUCAAAGAUCCAAAAUUUAUAUGCACGAACCCAGAAACUAUAAAAAUACUGAAUGAAGCAAAAGAUUUACUUUGUAUAAAUGAAGUCGUAGCAAUACCAACCGAAACUGUAUAUGGUCUUGCUUCAAAUGCACUUUCACCCAUUUCAAUCAAAAAAAUAUUUCAAGCGAAAAACCGACCAUUAGAUAACCCACUUAUUAUACAUAUUUCGUCAUUAAAAAUGUUGUACGAUUUAUUGUCACCUACUAGCACCAGCAACACUAAUAAUGACACCACCACAAGUACUAUUACCACCAAUUCAUUUACACUGUCACCAUUAUAUGAUGUUUUAAUGAAAAAAUUUUGGCCAGGUCCUUUAACUUUAUUAUUUCCAAAAACUGAUAAGAUACCUGAUGAAAUAACAUGCGGCCAAGAUAAAGUAGCAAUAAGAUUUCCAUCAAAUAAUAUAGCUAGGGCUUUAAUUACAUUAUGUGGAUUUCCUUUAGCAGCACCAUCAGCUAAUUCAUCAGGUAAACCUUCGCCUACAUUAGCUAAUCAUGUUUAUAAUGAUUUGAAUAAUAGGAUUCCUUUGAUAAUUGAUGGUGGACAAUGUGAUUUUGGUUUAGAAUCAACAGUUUUAGACAUUACAAAACUGAUCACUGAUAAAAUUUAUGAAAAAGAGGAUGAAACUACUACUAAAUAUCCGGUUAUUCUAAGACCUGGAGGUAUAACCUUUGAACAAUUGGUCAGAGUGCCAGGUUUAGAACAUUUAAAAGUUUAUAAAAAAGAUUUUAUAGAUGAAAAUUUAGAAAUGAAGCCUACAACACCUGGUAUGAAAUAUAGGCAUUAUUCGCCUGAUGCAAAAGUUAUUUUGAUUGAUGUUACUAUUAAGAAUGAUGGUGACGAUGAUAAAGUUAGAAAUAUUAUAAAACCUUUUCAAAAGAAUGGAUUUACUUAUUAUAAUAAUGAAAGAAAUGAGAAUGAUGAGAUUAUUGAAUAUUCACUGGGUGAUUUAAUACAUCCAGAUCAAAUUGCAAAAGAAUUGUUCAAGGGUUUAAGAUAUUUAGAUGAAAAGAAGGUUGAUUAUAUUAUAGCACAAAGUAUGCCUGAGAUUGAAGAAGGUUUAGCAGUGAUGAAUAGAUUGAGAAAAGCUGCUUCUAAAAUUAUAAAUGAUUAG